AUGGCAUCAAGAGGACAAUCAGAAACAUCAAGAUUAAAGGCAAACAUUGAAGAACAACUAAAUAGAUUGCUCUCACAAUUGCAAGACUUGGAGGAGUUGCGUGCUGACAUCUCCGACGAAGAAUAUGUCACCAUGAAGAAAGAUACUUUGGAUCAAAUGAAGGAGUUUGAACAAUCGUUGCAAAAGAUGCUUAAGGGUGAUAUGACUUUGGUAUCAGAGUUUGGUUCGGUUCAACUUGCUAUUCAAGCGGCCGUAUCAGAGGCAUUCCACACUCCAGAGGUCAUCAAAUUGUUUGCCAAGAAGGAUCAAGGUCAAUUAAGAAACAAAUUAGCAAACAUUCAAAGAGAUGUCAAGUUGGGUAAAUUAUCAAAGGAUUCAUACAUUGAUCAAAGUCUUGAGAUUCUUGUUGCUUUGAAAAAGUUGGGAUUCACUUUAUCACCAGAGGAAGAGAACUUCUUAGAACAACAUAAAUCACGUUCAAUGAGUGAUUUUGAGAAAGCAUCUUCAAAUAUCGCUCAAGGUACACAAGCCAAUAUUUUGUCAUCAGCAGCAACACAAAUUCAAAAGGCAUCGAAUACCAAGUAG
Messenger RNA from Heterostelium album PN500, 585 nucleotides. It is a transcript of the gene lzic, whose product is annotated as leucine zipper containing protein. The record is from RefSeq and is a predicted model, not a curated record. The coding region runs from base 1 to 585 and encodes 194 amino acids. NCBI's taxonomy places the organism in Eukaryota, Evosea, Eumycetozoa, Acytosteliales, Acytosteliaceae. The transcript is spliced from 4 exons. Gene Ontology annotation, molecular function: beta-catenin binding.